AUGGAGGUGUUAUUCCGAGCACCCAACUUUGCAGGGCGGUCAGGCCGCCCUGACCACGGCCCCGCCCCGCAUCCCGGCCCACCCACUGUGGCUCUGGCCCCGCCCCCGAGGCCCCCAUUGGCCCCGUCAAGCACUCCGCCCCCCAUCUCGCAAUGGCAGAGCCGCGGACGCGCGCGGGGAGACAAGAGCAGGCGGCGGCGAGCGGGGCGCGGGGCUAUACGCGGCCGCCUGUGGCUGGGCCUGGCGUGGCUACUGCUGGCACGGGCGCCCGGCGCCGCGGGGACCCCGAACAGUCCGCGGAGACCGCGCAGCUACACGCAUCUGGAGGGCGACGUGCGCUGGCGGCGCCUCUUCUCCUCCACCCACUUCUUCCUGUGUGUGGACCCCAGCGGCCGCGUGCAGGGCACCCGCUGGCGCGACAGCCCUGACAUUGCGCUCUAUCCGUUGCGCUCUAUCCGCGUGAGCAUCGUGGCGCUGAAGGCCAUGAACAUCGGCUUUUACGUGGCCAUGAACCGCCGCGGCCGCCUCUCCUGGUCGCGGGUCUGCGUUAGGUUCCGGGAGCGCAUCGAGGAGAACGGCUACAACACCUACGCGUCCGUGCGCUGGCGCCACCGCGGCCGGCCCAUGUUCCUGGCCGUCCCAUGUUCCUGGCGUUGGACGCGGGGUUGGGGGGGCGGGGGGGUGCGGCGCGGGGGCCCGAGGCGCGGGGUCCGCACGCAGCGACACCACCCGCCCACGCACUUCCUGCCCGUCCUGGUCUCCUGAGGCCCAGGAUCCAUGAGUGACGGCUGGACCGAGAUUCCAGGAGGCGCGCGAGCCGGGCGGGCGGCUGAAGACCGAGGCCGGGGAAGGCCCGGUCCGGACGAGCCCGUGUCUGGUGACUCACUGGUUUCACGUGCGUUGAGCGCCUGCUGUGCUGGGCACUGGGGACACCGCCGGACCCCACAGACGCGGCCGGCCCUCAGGGAGCCCCUGAGUCUAGGGGACAGUGAGCUGAGCAGGGGCCAUAGGAGUCCAGUCACAAGCUGGGGGGCAGGGAGGCUUCGACAAAAGCACCUGCCAGUUUGGAGACGGGGACUCGGCCACGUGGGGGCCAGGUCUGGGAGGGCACUCCAGGCCGGGCACAGCCAAGCAAAGGCUCGGACCUGGGAACUCAUUGGGGUGCCUGAGGCAGCGAGGAGGUGAGGGAGGCUGGGGGACACCGACCCGCCAUAGACUGGCAGGGCCUGGUCCUGGGCCUCUGAGCACGUGUCACCUCAUGGGGCAGAGGGGACUUCGCAGGUGGGAUUGUUAAGGCCCCUGAGACAGGGACGACCCUGGAUUCCCCGAGGGGCCCAGCGUCAUCCCAGGGUCCUUAUACGAGGGAGGCGGGAGGGUCAGAGGCAGAGAGACGGGAGAUGCCGCGCUGCUGGCUGUGAGGAUGCGGGAGAUGCCGCGCUGCUGGCUGUGAGGAUGCAGGAGGGGCCGCGAGCCAGGGAUGCGGCGCCUCUAGAAGCUGGAAAAGGCGGGAACCGAUGCUCCCCUGGAGCCUCCGGAAGGACCCGCCCUGCCCACGCCUGCAUUUAGCCCCUAAGAUGCAAAUUGUGACCCCAGGACUGAGAUGAUAAGCGUGUUGUUUUAAGCCACCAAGUUUUGGUGACUUGUCACAGCUGCCCUUGGAGACGCGAACACAGAGCCCCUCAGAUCCAGCAGGGUGUACAGGCUGGGGUGGGGGUGGGGCACGAUCAGCCUCCUGGGGGUUGAUCUUCCUCUGAGGGGCAGGGGUGGAGCCAAGAGGGUGCAGGGGAGGCUCCCACCCCUCCCAGCAGCC
This is a messenger RNA of Balaenoptera ricei (Rice's whale), 1810 nucleotides long. It is a transcript of the gene FGF22, whose product is annotated as fibroblast growth factor 22. Lineage: Eukaryota; Metazoa; Chordata; Mammalia; Artiodactyla; Balaenopteridae. Gene Ontology annotation, molecular function: growth factor activity; fibroblast growth factor receptor binding. Gene Ontology annotation, biological process: regulation of cell migration; fibroblast growth factor receptor signaling pathway; positive regulation of protein phosphorylation. Gene Ontology annotation, cellular component: cytoplasm. The record is from RefSeq and is a predicted model, not a curated record.